AACACGGGCUCCGCAGACAGAGUUGAUUCGUCCGACAGUUGGCUCUACUGCUUUCUUUCUGGCGACUGUCGGUGUUUUUUCAACUAAAAAGCCGCAAAGAAGACAAGGAGACGUUGUAUUUUAAUAUAGUGAUUUAAAAAGGCGAAAGCAGCAGCGGAGAGCUCGUCGCAUAGCUUAACUAAACUCUAUCGGACAAUCCGCUGUGUUGCGGUGUCCGGAAGUUCUAAAGGGGAAAAAAGUGAGCGAGGCUUGAAAAGAAGGGAGCGGAUAGAAACAUCUGACCAGGUUUCUCCGAGCGCAUUCAAACACCGUUUUCUCUCGUAAAUCUCACCGAGGGGAGCGCCUGACUUUAGGUAUCUGAUAAUUAGCUGUGUGGAUUAAUUUAUCGAUGGGUCUGCCGACGCUGGAGUUCAGUGAUUCUUUCCUGGACAGCCCGGAGUUCAGAGAGCGACUGCAGUGCCAUGAGAUAGAGCUGGAGCGCACCAACAGGUUUAUAAAAGACCUCAUCAAAGAUGGAAACAUGCUCGUUUCUGCGCUCAGAAGUCUUUCUCUUGCUGUUCAACGGUUCUCUCAGUCUCUGCAGGAGUUCCAGUUUGAAUGUAUUGGAGAUGCUGAGACUGAUGAUGAGAUCAGUAUUGCACAGUCCUUGAAGGAGUUCUCUCAGCUGUUGAGCACCAUGGAGGAGGAAAGAAAACGACUGAUCCAGAACGCCGAUGACGUGUUGAUCUCACCACUUGAGAGGUUUCGUAAGGAGCAGAUUGGAGCUGUUAAGCAGGGAAAGAAGCAGUUUGACAAAGAGACAGAGAGGUACUACUCUGUUCUGGAGAAACACCUCAGCCUGUCCCCCAAAAAGAAGGAAUCGCAUCUACACGAGGCUGAUUCACAGAUGAGUAAGGACAGGCAGGUUUUUUAUGAUGCAUCGCUGCAGUAUGUCUUCAAGAUCCAAGAAGUGCAGGAGAGAAAGAAGUUUGAAUUUGUGGAGCCGUUAUUAGCCUUCCUGCAGGGUUUAUUUACAUUCUACCAUGAGGGCUACGAACUGGCCAGUGAGUUUGAACCCUACAAGCAGCAGCUUCAGUUCAACCUACAGAAUGCUCGCAAUAACUUUGAAAGUACGCGUGCUGAGGUUGAGAGGCUGAUGAAGAGGAUCCAGUCUGCAGAGGAAGACUUCAAAGCCCCCACCUGCUAUACCAUGGAGGGAUAUCUGUACAUACAGGAGAAACGUCCAUUGGGGAGUGUGUGGACCAGAUACUACUGUACUUAUCAAAAAAGUUCCAAGAUAUUCACCAUGAGCAACAGAGAGUCCAAACCAGCCAGCAGACAGAACGGCGUGGUGAAUGGCCCACCCGAGAUGUUCAAUCUGCAGUCGUGUGUCAGGAGGAAGAGGGAUUCAAUCGACAAACGCUUCUGCUUCGACAUCGAGGUGGUGGAGAGACACAGCGUCAUCACCCUGCAAGCUCUCUCUGAGGCAAACAGGCGGCUGUGGAUGGAGGCAAUGGAUGGAAAAGAACCUAUUUACACUCUGCCUUCUUUGCUGGGUAAAAAGGAGGAGACAUUUCUCAACGAAGUGGGCCUCAACUUUGUUAAGAGGUGUAUCGAGCUAGUUGAAACAACAGACAUUAACACCUUGGGACUGUACAGGAUUGAAGGCUCGAACUCCAAAGUGCAGCGGUUGAUGAAGAGUGUGUUUGCAUCCACAGCUCCCGCUAACAUGCAGCUCGACGCAGACAACUGGGACAACAUCACCACCAUCACCAGCGGCCUAAAGAAUUAUUUCAGGUGUCUGGCAGAACCACUACUGACCUACAGACUGCAUAAAGAAUUCAUAAAGGCUGCAAAGCAUGAUGACCAGAAGUACAGAGUGAGAGCAAUUCAUGCACUUGUUCAUAAACUACCAGAAAAAAACAAAGCAAUGUUGGACCUCUUAACAAGCCACCUCCACAAGGUGUCCUGUCACAGUGGCCAGAACAUGAUGACUGUGUCCAACCUGGGGAGGAUGUUCGGCCUCACGUUGAUGAGGUCUCAGGAAGAGACGGUGGCCGCCAUGAUGAACAUGAAGUUUCAGAAUAUUGUGGUUGAGAUUAUCAUUGAAAACCACCACAAGAUUUUCAGUGAGGCCCCAGACUUGUCAGUGCCGCUAUCUCCGUCCUCUCGGUCGACCCCUCGGAGGAACAAGGUCAUCUGUCUGUCAUCAGGAAAGAGGAAGGCCCGUCUCUACUCGCCUGCUCUCUGCCUGGCAGAUAAUGACAGUGACACGUUCAGUAGCAGCUCCAGCACGACGCCGAUGGGCAGCCAAGAGUCUCUGUCCUCACACUCCUCUGAGAAGAACGGAUUCUCUCAGACCUCUGGUCCGUCCUCUCCCGCCAUUGAGCCAGACUUGUCCACCACAGCACAGGUGUCACCUCCUGUGGCGUCCUCCUGUUCCCCGUCCCGCAAUUCCUCAAACGGGAAUGAUCAGAAACACUCGACAGAUGUCGCCGCCUCCCCCCACCUCACUCCUUCUUCCAGGACUUCCUCCCAGCUUACUCCAGCCCAGCUAACUUCCUCUGUGUCCUCCUCCAUGUCCUCCUUACUUUCUGCAGAGAGGACUCUGUCUGUCAAAGAAAAUUCAACUGCCUCCAUGUCUUCUGUAAAAGAGUCAAGGUCUCCCUCUGUAGCCUCCUUGUCCUCCGCCUCCAUCCAGCACUCUUCAGUGGAGCGCGCCUCCUCUCUCAGGGAGGGUCGACCUAUGCAGAGAGUGUCAUCUGUGUCCUCUGUGAAGAGCACUCAUUCAGUGGAUCAGAGAAAUGCCUCCCCCACUGUGACAGAAACCAGAGUGACAGACUCCACCUCUCCUCAGCAGUGCAGGAAAAACUACAGGACUGCGUCCUCCUCCUCUUCCUCGUCCUCUUCAUUAUUUCCAUACCGGCUUUCCACAUCUUCCUCUCUCACCUCCCUACACAUCUCUGAGGAUUACAAAAGCUGUUAUGGAUCAGUACAGAGUCUCAUGUCGCUGGAGCCACAAGAGGCAACACGCACACGGAAAACUUCACACAUUCGCUGUGGCUCUGAUAUAAUGGGAAAACGCUCUGCAGCCAUGACGUCCAGCAACGGCUACCAGAAGCCUGGAUCAGUAUUAUCAGUCAGGCUGCCGGAGCGUGAGAGUUCAGUGUUCUCCUCAGCAUUAGACAUAUGUUCCUCUGGAAAGGAAGCAAAAGCUCUUUACUCCUGUGAGGCAGAGCACAGCCAUGAGCUCAGUUUUCCACAGGGGGCGCUGUUCUCUAAUGUGUACCCGUCAGUGGAACCAGGUUGGCUUCAGGCGACGUACAAGGGCAAAACAGGCCUCAUACCUGAGAACUACAUCACAUACAUGUGACGACCGAUGAUGUCGUCACCGCAUCACUGAGUAACACAAAGAAUGGAUUAGUUUAGACCUUAUUGAUCUCACAAUGGAGAAAUUCACUCACAAAGAUCUAACUUAGACUGUAGGGAUCCACAGUGCAGUAAUGCAGUAAAACUCUGUGCUGCUGAUCAGAUGUAAUAUAUUUAUCAUGUAACUGUGACUGUUAUUAUCACUGAACUACUGGGGCAGGAUAUGAAUGAUGUAAGUACUGUAUGUAUCCUGACUACUAUAUGUAUUAACAUAUACAUAAAAUCAAAUCUGACUUCUCUUCCAUUCACAUGUGAAAUCUUCACUUUUUUAACAUAAUUAGCUCCUAUCUUAUGUUUGUGUUCAGCGAUCUCGCUGCAGUUCUGAGAACAUUAUAAAUACAUGAAAUGUGUCUGGAAGGUACAUGAAAACACUAUUUUUCUAUCAGUGUUGGUAAUUUAUGCAUUUGUAAGUGAUCAUAUUAAUGUUAUAGCUGCAUGUCCAGAGAUAACCUGGAACAGUAUGAGCUGGUGGUCAAAGAUUGAAUCCUAUCAUAACGCCCUCUUCCUACUGUCUGUCAGUUUUCAAGCUGUCCUAAUAAAC
Molecule: messenger RNA, 3949 nt
Organism: Chelmon rostratus (copperband butterflyfish)
Lineage: Eukaryota; Metazoa; Chordata; Actinopteri; Chaetodontiformes; Chaetodontidae
Gene: arhgap42a
Product: Rho GTPase activating protein 42a
Exons: 24
Coding region: 389-3352 (987 amino acids)
Biological process (GO): signal transduction
Cellular component (GO): cytoplasm
Molecular function (GO): protein binding; GTPase activator activity
Source: RefSeq, a predicted model, not a curated record